This is a messenger RNA of Ilyonectria robusta, 1870 nucleotides long. RefSeq lists its product as uncharacterized. The transcript is spliced from 4 exons. The record is from RefSeq and is a predicted model, not a curated record. The coding region runs from base 1 to 1611 and encodes 536 amino acids. NCBI's taxonomy places the organism in Eukaryota, Fungi, Ascomycota, Sordariomycetes, Hypocreales, Nectriaceae.
AUGACCUCGGUCAAUUCGUCCCAAUCGGCGGUUCCAAUCCCGUCCUCGGCGGAUGAUGACCUUGGGAUAUGGCUUGAUCUUGAGAGUCUUUGCCAGGACUCCCUAUCAGACGGGGUCGGGAGAGACAAUACACCGCUGGACUGCUCCAUGACGUCGGAACCGGCUAGCGCAGCCCAACCUCGGUCCGGAAAACCCGCAAAGCAGAUUGAGUGCGCAGAAGGAUCUAUCAGCUCAACUUCAAAGCUCAAACGACAGGUCUCGGCACGAAACACAAGCCGCCCCGAGUAUUCCGUCAUAUGCUUUCCUUCCAAUCCGUCCCAGCCGGCCGGGAUCAAGAAGAAGAGGAGGGAUUUCGAUGAAAAGAGGCGGCUCGAGGUCGCACAAGUGCGCAGGAAUGGGGCCUGUUUCCGAUGCAAGAUGCGAAGAAUUUCGUGCGGUGUCGGAGAUCCUUGUAAAGGUUGCGAGAGGGCAGCUGGGGCUCUUGGGCCUCAACUUUGUAUCAGGGAGAAGCUGACCAAAAUGAGAUUCAGCUCUGGCGACCUUCACUACAUCGACUACACUGCUCGUCUACUGGAUCAGGAACUCAUUGCUGGAACUACUCAUCUUGGCCCGCCUCGUCAAGUCGCCAUCAGCAUGGACUAUCCAGACAACCCAGCACUCCACGUCGACGUGCAGGACUACUUUGGCAAUGAAACCCCGCCCUGGCUCUGUUGCUGGGUAGUGAUGAAUCAAGUUGAUGGCCAAAUCGAGUUUCAUCGAGAAGAGAGCGCCCGAUACGCUCUCCCUCAACUGCUUCCUGCCAAGACCCUCGUUGAUUGGGUCGAAAAGAUCGUGACCCAUCAAGACACUCGGAAUAUUGGAUUUCAGCAGGCGGUCGACGCCUUCAUCAUGAGAUAUUCCAAAUCGUCAACAUCUCUGCCAAUGCAUAAUUUGGUUCAAAGAGUCCAUGAGCUUAACUGCUUGACCAAAAUCAGAUUGGGGCUGGUCCUUUGUGUGGAUGAACACGGAAAGACGACCGCACCGUCAUGUGCCCUACACACCCAAUUUGGCCAAAUUUCCAAGGCGGCCUCCCAGCCCAUUGAGAAAUAUGUUCUGGGAGAACUAGAAAAACUAGUUUUCGGCGCCUCCGGGAUCGGACCAUCUAACGCCAUAGCUCUGUGGGCUAGUCUGUGGUGCUUGAUUCUCAUGUACCGGAAGUUGGUCCGGUCCUAUAUUGCUUUCCAGCAGUUUCCGUGCCACGUGCCCGAGGACUACAGUGGCUUUCCACAAUGCAAGCUGGAGGCUGGCACGCACUUCUACCACUACCUUGUCUCGAUAUACGCCGCCCUCUUCCGCGCUACCAGCCCGCUUUAUGCAGACCUCAGAGUGGCAGCCACUCGGAACCUGCUGAAUGAUGACGAAUCUCUAGUGCAAGCUUUUAUGAACCUUCGCACCGAGAGCUUCUACUUCCGUAAGUCUCAACUCAACCAACCCUCGAAAACCCCCCGCUCACCUGCCGCCAGAACGAGAGUCGCCUUGGAUGACGGCCCCAGAAGACCAGCUGCUUCGAAGAAUGAUUCUGGACCGCGAAGCCGAGCUCCAGUACAAACCUCCGCUGGACAAAUGAGUUGAAUCGUUGCCAUCCCCGUCGAGAUGGCGUCGUCUCAGAUGCUCGCCCUGUCUGGGCCGCCAGGUCCACCCCUGGCCACUUUCCCGGGAUUCCCAGCCCCAAUGACCACCCAAGCAACCGAGCUUCACCACAGAGAGUCCAUAGAACCAUUUUCUCAUCAUGGGACUUCCUUUUCGGUCACUUUCAGCACUUCUUCUCGUUCCUCAUACAGCGACAGUUGGCGUCACAUGACCGUUCUCGUGACCUAUUCGAGAGAAAUGU